Messenger RNA from Solea solea (common sole), 5696 nucleotides. RefSeq names its product cadherin-4-like. The record is from RefSeq and is a predicted model, not a curated record. Gene Ontology annotation, biological process: calcium-dependent cell-cell adhesion; multicellular organism development; cell morphogenesis. Gene Ontology annotation, cellular component: catenin complex; plasma membrane; adherens junction. Gene Ontology annotation, molecular function: calcium ion binding; cadherin binding. The coding region runs from base 248 to 3052 and encodes 934 amino acids. Lineage: Eukaryota; Metazoa; Chordata; Actinopteri; Pleuronectiformes; Soleidae. The transcript is spliced from 17 exons.
GGAGGGGUUGGAGAGAGUGACGCUGGCUGCGCCUUGGUGCUGAGCGGAGCGCUCACCUGCAGAUGAGAGAGCCGGGGAAACUCGGGACAGAGCUGCAGCACACUCGCGGAGCGCAAACACGGACCUAACGCACAGUCUGCCAGAGGAAGAGAGCGGGAAUAAAACAAAUCUCCGGAGGAGAAUCAAAGCGAACCCUGUCUCUGGUUUCCUCGUCCAGGCAGAAGCCCUGACGCGCGCACACGCCACCAUGAGAACUGACUUGGCUCUGGUCCUGACAGCAGCCCUUCUUCUCGACACAUUCUGGAGGAGUAAUGGGGAGCAUGUUGCCAAAGGUCCCUGCCGACCGGGCUUCUCUCAAAGCUUCUACUCUGUGCUGAUUUCAAAGGAUGUAUUGCAAGGCCAGGGCAUACGUAAAGAUACCACAGUAUCAUCACAAAAAGUGAAGUUUGAUGACUGCAUGGGGAACGAGGCGGUGGUUUUCCACAGCAGCAACCCCGUCUUCACCGUGCGGACAGAUGGGUCCAUCUUCGCCCAGGGAGACGGCGCUAGCCUGGAAGAACCGGUCCAGUUUAAACUGACAGCAAGUGGCCCACAGACACACGUCUGGGAGACUGUGGUGCAGCUGGCACUGAUUGACCCGCCAACAACUCAACAAAAUGAAAAUGAGGUCACAAAGGAAGACGGGAAAGACACCGCGAGAGACGAGAAGAGCGACGCGUUCCAAGCGCCGCCUCUCGUCAUCAAGUUCUCUGGGUCUGGCGUGAACGGCUCCAGGGGGCUACGGAGGCAGAAGAGGGACUGGGUGAUCCCACCAAUCAACGUGGCGGAAAACUCCCGAGGACCAUUCCCUCAGAUGCUCGUCAGCAUUCGUUCAGACCAGGACCAGGACAUCUCAAUCCGGUACAGCAUCACUGGGGUGGGAGCAGAUCAACCGCCCAAUGAGGUGUUCAAUAUCGACCCGGUGCUCGGGAAGAUGUUUGUCACCAAACCUCUUGAUCGAGAACAUCGCUCUUCGUACCACUUGCGCGCCCAUGCCGUGGACAUGAACGGGAACCAGGUUGAGAACCCCAUCGACCUGUACAUCUUCGUCAUCGACAUGAACGACAACAGGCCCGAGUUCAAAAACCAGAUCUACAACGGCUCUGUGGACGAAGGCUCCAAACCAGGAACGUAUGUGAUGCACCUGUCGGCGUUCGAUGCCGACGACAACACCACUGCGAACGGAAUGGUGCGCUAUCGAAUCCUGUCCCAGACGCCGCACAGCCCCAUCCCCAACAUGUUCACGAUCAACAGUGAGACGGGGGACAUCAUCACGGUGGCGCCCGGUCUUGACCGAGAGAAAGUGUCCCAGUAUACCAUCAUUGUGCAGGCCACAGACAUGGAAGGCAACCUGAACUUCGGCCUCUCCAACACGGCCACCGCCAUCAUCACUGUCACGGACAUCAACGACAACCCUCCCAUGCUGACCUCCAGAACUUUUUCAGGCGAGGUCCCAGAGAAUCGAGUGGGUGUCGUGGUGGCGAACCUGACGGUGGUGGACGCCGAUCAACCACACUCGCCGAACUGGAACGCAAUCUACAGAAUCAUCAGCGGAGACCCGUCUGGACACUUCACCAUCCGCACUGACCCUGUCACCAAUGAUGGCAUGGUCACCGUGGUUAAGCCUGUCGACUUUGAGAUGAACCGCGCCUUCAUGCUGACAGUGGUCGUCUCCAACCAGGCCCAUCUGGCCAGUGGCAUCCAGUCUUCGCUCCAGUCCACGGCGGGUGUCACCAUAUCCGUCCAGGACGUCAACGAACCCCCGUAUUUCCCCACGAAUCCAAAACACAUCCGCUUCGAGGAGGGCGUUCCUGCCGGCACCAGCCUGACGACCUUCUCCGCCUCAGAUCCUGACCGACUGCAGAUGCAGCAGAUAAUCAGGUAUGCAAAGCUGAACGACCCGGCUGACUGGUUGUCCAUCAACAGAACCAACGGUCAGAUAGUGACCACCGCAAUACUCGACCGGGAGUCCAUAUACGUCAAAAACAAUAUUUAUGAAGCCACGUUCCUGGCAACAGAUAAUGGCUUCCCUGCAGCCAGCGGCACAGGCACGUUGCAGAUCUAUCUCAUAGAUAUUAACGACAACCCUCCAGCGCUCUUACCCAAGGAGUCGCAGAUCUGCGAGCGGGUGAACAGAAACAUCAACGGUGUCAACAUCACCGCUGCCGAUGCCGACACCGAACCCAACGCUGGACCUUUCGUCUUCGAGCUCCCCAACUUCCCCGCCACCAUCCGACGCAACUGGACAAUCUCCCGGAUCAGUGGCAACUAUGCCCGACUGGGCUUGCGGUACCAGAUCUAUUUGGAGCCGGGGGUGUAUGAGGUCCCUGUGGUUGUGUCAGAUUCAGGGAACCCUCCACUGUCCAAUAAGUCAGUCAUCAAAGUGAAGGUGUGUCCCUGCGAUGAAAAUGGAGACUGCACCACUCUCGGUGCAGUCGCAGCCGCGGGCCUGGGAACUGGAGCCAUUAUCUCCAUCCUGAUCUGUAUCAUCAUACUGCUUUGCAUGGUGCUAUUGUUCGUGGUGUGGAUCAAGCGCAGAGAGAAGGAGAGGCAGACAAAGCAGCUGCUCAUCGACCCCGAGGACGAUGUCAGGGACAACAUCCUCAAAUACGAUGAAGAGGGAGGAGGAGAAGAGGACCAGGACUACGACCUCAGCCAGUUGCAGCAGCCCGACUCCUUGGAGCACAUCAUCAGCAAACCGCCUGGCGUGCGCAGGGUGGACGAGCGUCCCAUAAUCCCCGAGUCCCAGUAUCCAAUUAGACCUGUCGUUCCCCAUCCUGGAGACAUCGGGGACUUUAUCCAUGAGGGUCUGCGAGCGGCAGACAACGACCCCACUGCUCCUCCUUACGACUCCCUGCUGGUGUUUGACUACGAGGGCAGCGGCUCCACCGCCGGCUCCGUCAGCUCACUCAACUCCUCCAGCACAGGGGACCAGGACUAUGACUACCUCAAUGACUGGGGCCCGCGCUUCAAGAAGCUCGCCGACAUGUACGGCGGCGGGGAUGAGGACUAAAUCUGCCCGGUUACACACACUCUCUCUCUCACACACACACACACACACACACAAACACACGCACACACACACACGUACAUAAACACAAGCUUGUCCCGUCAGCUGGCCUGCCAUGCUCUAUCCCGCUUAUGUCCGGGGGCUACGACACCCUUAUUGAACACACGUUAACAAUGACUACUUCACACCGACCAACCGACCGACCGACCGAUCAAAUUAGUCACCACAGAGUCCACAGGUCACCUGCUCUAAGUCUGUCUUACACUGAAACAGAAGCCCUGAAUUUCAGGCGUCUCCUAGUUUGUAUUUUCAGGCUGUUUCAGUUUAGGGUUUAUGCUCAAUGUAAGUUCAAGUAACUUCCGUCUGAUUUGGUUUCUUUUAAGUUUUUGCAGCUUUUUUUUUUUUGCAGCUUUUUUUUCUGUCCUCACUCCCUUUUGAGUCGAGUCGAUUCCUAAGGGGUUUUCACUUCUCCCUCGCUGUCAGCCCCCGCCUGCCUCUCUGCAGAAGCUUUAGGUUGAGCUUCUUGCUUUGUCUGAGAGGAACAAAAGGAGAAAAGAAAAAAAAAACGGAACAACACAGAUAUGAAAGCCCUUCCUGCACGGAGGGCCCUGGUUUAUUCUUUCUUGAACUUGAAUUACUUAGAACAGAAGCACUGUUGUUUAAAAAGUGCCUUCAGUGGUGCGUAUCUUAGCAGACUCCCGCUAACUCAGGAUUGGUUGCCAUUGUCCGGGCUUACAUGCCCCCACAUGACCCCUGACCCUUUAACUCAGACCUUCCCUUGUCAUUUAUGUCAUUCUGCAGAGCUGCGGUAGCUGUGCGAGGUGUCGUCGGUGGGCUUCAGAGGAGCAUUGACUGGCUUAGCAGGGCGCUUUACGUAGACGUACUGUAUAUAGGCCGAGAGUGAGUCUGUAAGUUAUGGACAAAAUCAUUAUCUCUUCAAGUCGGGCUUAUGUGUGCUCCCAGGUCACAGCCAACCGGAAUGUGGUUUCUGAGAAUCACAAGAAAUACGCGACGGGACUGUGUCGAGAGAAGAAAUGCAUCGCGUGUCUUUGUUUGUCGUGGCUUCGAUAGCAGCUGUGUUUGUUUUGAGCGAUCAGUAUUUGCACAUAAAGGCUCGUUACUGGAUUUAAGGUGUAACGAGUGUGUUACCUCUAUUAUGUUACUGUAUAUGACGUUCAUAUGAGGGUGAUUCAAGGAGACUUUACCUUUGAAGAUCAUUGUAAAGCUGUAGUGCGUGACUUUGACAUGGAGUCUAUCAGCUCCACGCCACUCCCUCUGAGUUUCUCAACAUAGAGCGCUCAGCAACAUUCCUGCCCUGCACACAGGAAACAAUUUGUUUCAUGAGACAACAGCAACUCUUUGUGCCAGUGUAGCGAGACGGCUGCAGGCCGGAGUCUCACUGCAAACACAAACGUUCCGGGAGCGAUUGUUGUCGUUGAAGUAGUUUGACGGGAUGAAGACUUCUGUAUACACACGGAUGCUCCCUCAGUCGGGACUGAUAGUGUUGUUUUCAGAUGAUAGUCGCAAAAAUAAUGUUUUAACAUUGUUUCCGUCCGUGACCGAGACCAAACCGAGGCAGAAAGUCGCCAAAGGUUACGCACUGCAGCUUUAAGGUUUGCAUGUUUACUCCUGCGCCCGACGGUUAUUAACAUGGCACCAGUUAUUGUGUGGUGAAUGUGUCAAAGGGGAAAUAUUUAAUCUGUACAAACAAACGAGGGAAAACAAAACACUAGAUGAUGUUAAUAUCAUUGCACACAGAAUUGUGAGCUGCUCUGAGCCUCGUUUUGAGACCCUUCCUCUUUUGCUCUGUUUCUUUUUCUCUCUUUUUUCCCUUUUUGUUGACUCGCUGUUGUUUCUCCACCAACUUUUGUAACGUACAGAACUUCGGUGCCGGUCGUUGUCACGGAGAGGAGGGGAAAAUAAGCCUCAGCCAGGGAUUUAGCGCCUUCACAAUCUGUCUCUCUUCAGGCAGCAUUUCAUUCAUCGGAAAUUUUCUCCUGAAAUUUUUGGCUGCAAGUUGAAGAGGUUUUUAAAAAAGAAGUUAGACGGAAGGGGGGAAAAGUCUGUUAUGAAGUGCCGCACUUUAUCAGAGCAGACUGGAAAAACAGCUAAAGCUUCAGUAAUUGUGCUUUAAAGGACAGACGUUUAGAAGGACAGUUGUGUUUUGACUUAAUGAGGAAAAAAGCACCACUUCCGUGGGCUUUUUUUAAUCAUAUUUCAGGCUCCCAGGACGACACAUACACAGAGAACUGGAGGGGGGAAAAAGAGCUGUAGACUUUGUGUUAAAUUAUUUAAAUAUGCAAACCAUUUCAUGAAGGGACCAGGGAGAUGCUGUGAGUGAUAGAAUGAUUUAAUCAUUCCUGAUCUUCUGAGUGCCCAUUGAAAUACUUCACGGUGGUAGCCAGUUUCAUCUUGAUGUGGAUUGACCAGAUCUUCUAUUAAUUAUGAAUAUGAAUAUGAAUAAGUGGAGGAAAUGUGCAUAAUGAAAAUGUUCUUCAGAUGAUGUGAUGAGAGGAGUUCCCCCGCUCCCCCUCCUUUUGUAUCCCGCAGCUUUUCAACUGUUCCCCACCUGCGAGGGUUUCCGUUUAAACAAUCUGUAGUUUCCCCAUGUGCUGUACGUCGUCACACAAGUGGUCAAAAUGAGCCA